Haliotis rubra (blacklip abalone) is the source of this 4667-nucleotide messenger RNA. Its product is annotated as grainyhead-like protein 1 homolog. The record is from RefSeq and is a predicted model, not a curated record. The transcript is spliced from 18 exons. Gene Ontology annotation, molecular function: RNA polymerase II cis-regulatory region sequence-specific DNA binding; DNA-binding transcription activator activity, RNA polymerase II-specific. NCBI's taxonomy places the organism in Eukaryota, Metazoa, Mollusca, Gastropoda, Lepetellida, Haliotidae. Gene Ontology annotation, cellular component: nucleus. Gene Ontology annotation, biological process: regulation of transcription by RNA polymerase II. The coding region runs from base 275 to 3013 and encodes 912 amino acids.
UAGGAGACGUUCCCCCAGUCAGUUAAGAUCACCACUACCCUUGAGAUGUCCACGCAGUGGUGAAGACCUGCUGACCAUGUGGUCAACGCCAUAAUCGCUGGACAGUGUGUUAAGUGCUUGGACCCCGGGGCAAGUGGACCGUGUAGGGUGUGAGCCCCGUGAUCGUGCAGUUCGCUCUAUUGAUGUUGGGAGGGCGUGUUGGGUUACGUCAGUGCUACCCCCACAUACGGCUGAGAUCGCCGGGUAUAGAAAAUUGUGAUAGUUAGGAACGAACAUGGUUAACAUGCGGAGCUGGGGCCCCGAGGAAGAUCUUUCUCUUGAUGGAUUUGAAUUAUCGGAUGGCGAAAUAUCGGCUAUAAUGGAAAAUUUCAAAGACGAGAGAUCGAUCACUGACUUAAAAAAUGCCGCCAAGGACGUCCCCCCUGAUGACCCCGCGGCGUUCUUCGGUCACCCCCUCACGGCAGCAUCUACGGCCAUCAGCGGGGAAGAUUCUCACGCCAACGGUGCUGCUCUGUAUCACGAAUACAUGAACCUUGGCCCCAUAGUGCCAGUUGAAGGAAAGGGAGGAGAACCACUGUUCGAUAUGAGACCCGACAACAAGCGCGAUGACGAGGGUCUAAACGCCAGUUCGGAGAUCAUACUCGCCAACGAAUUCGACAAAUAUCUCCACAGUUGUGAGGCUGGAAGUGAAGCCGAUUUUCAGAAGACGAAAGACGGGGUACUCGUCAAAGUAGAGGCAGCCGAACCCAGCACGUGCAAAGAGCAGACGACACUUCGUCUGGACAUCGAGGCCGACCAGGAGGAGAUAGUGGACUCUACUACGUCACCCUGUGGUGACCAGACGACACCACUGCAAAAUGGCGACGAUUCAGUAAUGAUUAAUGACUGUGCGGUAAAGCUAGAGGCGACUUUUGACAGUAAUUCGUUUGAGGCUAAGGAUCUUACGUUGGGCAAUGAGCACCAGUCUUUACAUGACAAAGAGCCUGCUCUUCCCAACUGUCCGCCAUCAGGGCAUCAUGAUGAAUCUCCCCCCUUGCACCCUGCCCAGCACCAGUCAGAGGAGAAAACUAAUGAUGUAUCUAAAAAGGUUUGCCGUGCACUCAAUGAGAAACUAAAACGCAAACGACUCAGUCAACCUAGUGCUUCAUCAGCAGCAAGUCGCACAUUAGCCGAGCCAACAUCAACAGUCCAGACCUACAUAGACGACAGCCCCAGAACGUCAUCUCCAACAGCUACAACCAUGAACAAAGUGACAACGUUUGCCAACAUCAAGCAAGAAGGCUUCUUGGACCAACUUCAUAAUGAACUUCCACCUCCUUACGAAGCCUCAACUGUUCCGGUGAUUCCAAUGAACGCUAUGACAACAUGUGGGCCUUCAUCCUUGUCUCAGACAGGGCCGGUCAAUACAAACAUUGUUCAGUCUUCGGGACAAUAUUUCCAAGUGCUUCAGCCCAUGCAAACAGUCGAGCCGCUACCUUCCAUAAACAAUGUGUAUAAUUACCCAUCAUCAAACUAUACGUAUCCAACGUCGCCGUCCAGUGGUCUCGCGCUGGACGCUGAGAAACAGAACUCUCCAAUGUUGGAGCGUUAUGUCCAGCAACAGUUCGCCUACAAUAACCAAUACCAGCAAUACAUGACUAAUGGCAAUGAAAACUAUGGCAUGAAGUCACCAGACAGCGGCUACCAAGAACCUUGUCUGUCGCCUUCAAAUGGAACUCUUUGCGUGAAAGAUGCAAAUGGAAACUUUGAUGCGGCGGUCGUGAAAGAAAAGACGGCGACCAAGAAAAGGAAAUCUGUGCCCAUGUUCGUAAGGCAAUAUUCGAACCCGGACAAAGCCUGCAGUUCAACCUACAUACCUAAAGUAGAAAAGGAGAUCGCUGGAUACAAAUACUUCAUGGAGACGCCGACAUCUACCACACAACGUAUUGAGGAGGAUCGAGUUACAUAUUUAAACAAAGGUCAAUAUUAUGGUUUGACGUUUGAGUUCAAUCCCGCCUACACGCUUCCAAAGAGUGCUACAGUAAAGUCUGUCAUCAUGCUGGUUUUCCGAGAGGAGAAGGGUGCAGAGGAGGAAAAGCGAGCCUGGGACUUUUGGCAUGGCCGUCAGCAUAGUUACAAACAGAGAAUACUAGAUAUUGAUACAAAGAACAGUCAUGGUAUUUCUGCCAGCUCCAUUGAAGAGAUCUCCUGUAAUGCUGUUUGUGUUCGAUGGAAUCCAAGAGAGGCUCCAGUCAAGGUUGCUAUAGCAGUCCAUUGCCUCAGUACCGAUUUCAGUAAUCAAAAGGGUGUUAAGGGAAUCCCUCUUCACAUUCAGAUCGACACAUAUGAGAACAACAAAGAUUCCCAUCCUACCCACAGGGGCUACUGUCAGAUAAAGGUGUUUUGUGAUAAGGGUGCUGAAAGAAAAACGAGAGAUGAAGAGAGGCGGAAAAACGCACGUGGAAAGAUGGAAAAUGGAUCGCGGAAGAUCAAAGAGGAAGUGUAUCAUUCUGCCUGUGACCGGUCAGAGUUCUACUCCAUGGCUGACCUUGAAAGUAAUCCGUCCAUCUUUAACCCGUCGAAUGGCAUCGACUCUGAAGAUUUUUUUCAAAAGGGAAGUUCCAUCAUAUCAACUUCACACGACGAAGAUUGUUCUAGUCUGAGUGGAGGUGAUGAUUUAUCUCGCAGUGAUGAGUUCUACCCGCCCGCAAAGCGCCAAAGACGAACCUCUUGUAGUCAUUGCAUGGACAUGCCAAAGAUUUUGUUGUACGUUCGGGAACAACAAGAGAAUGUGUUCACGGCACUGUUACUACGACAGCCUACUAUGCUCGGCCUACUGAAAGCGAUCGAGGAGAAAUACCACAUACCACCUAAACAAGUCAAGAAUUUCUACAAGAAGUCAAAAGGAAUCUAUGUGAACAUGGACGACGACAUCGUCCGCCAUUACUCCCAUGAAUCAACAUUCAUCAUAGACAUAAACAAUGUGAGCGAGGAUCAGAAGGAGAUCAUUCUGGUCGAGAUUGACCCACAGUGACCGCGUGCGCACGUCACCACCACAUACCAAAGUGAAAUCAGUGAAAUGGACACUAAUGGUUUAGAGUUAUCUCCCCUGAAUCAAGAUGGCGGAAGUGUGUGGAGGCCAAUACGGGCCACGUGACAUGUCUCAGACUUUUAAGCGGAUAUCGGCGGCAGCAGCAAUAUUAAGAAAGCUAGUCAUGACAGUUUGGACGUAGACAGAGACGUCAAAGAAAUGACGUAUAUAUGAGACACUUACUCUUACAGAAGGAUAGCAUAUCAUCAAAAGCGCCUCCAUUUGAACCCUAUCUCCGGCCAUAUUGAAAUGUGUAUCUAUGUAGAUUUUUCUCUAUGUUGUCAUUGUAUUGUGAGAGGUACGUUUUCAUAGCAAGGAGCACAAGAUCCAAACUUUUCCUACCCAAAUUCACAAUGUGCUAUUAUGUACUUUAAAGCGUGAUCUGCAGUAACUGCUGACGGACCUACGAUAAUGGUCCGGAUUUUCAUAUGUUUUUAGACGUAUUUUAUUAUUAUAUUAUGUGACCCUUGUUAACCUUCCAUUUUUGAGAAUUUUAUAUAUUUAAAAUAUACAUUACACCACCGAUUGAAAAUGCAUAGUUGUACAUAACCUAUUGUAAAUAGAUGUAGAAAUACGAAAACAUAUGUAUAUUAUUACAUUGAUAUAUAUGCUAUCACUAAAAGUGCCAUCAGAUCUCGCUACGCAAAAACGUAAUUUUCCUUUACAGAAAAAAUGGUAAAUUUGACAUUUCUUACAGAAAUUCACUUCUUUUCUUACCAUGGCUACUACCAUGAAAAGGUACAUUUUUGCGCGGUGUUCAUAUACGUAUGCAUAUCAUGACAACCAUAUCGCUCGAAGCAGCAGGGUAUUGUUAGAGCUACAUAUAUUUAUAUUUCUCAAUUAUAGUCUUUACUGAAACCUGUGAGGCAUAGACAGAAUUCACCAUGACAAAGAAAACGUAAUUUUGUUAACGGUUUUUCUUAUCUCCCGGGCAUUACUCAAUUAGAUAUUUUGAACCGUAUGUAAAUAAACAAAAAACAAAUUAAGAAAACUAUGUUGAAUUAUUACAUAUAUGAUUGGACAUGCAUAUAUAUUGUUUCAAUAAUUUCUUUUUAAAUUAUAGUUUUUUAUUUUAUGAAAAACCGCUUCCUCUUUAUUUUAAAUAAAUUAUAUAUGUACAUAGAAAUAUAUGGGUUUUUUCAAACUUUCAUUCCACAGUAAGAUAGGAUUUUUUAAGAACUAUUUAAGAAUAGAUGUAGAAAUACACUGUUUCAUUUUUUAAAUUUAAAUCCGCUUUUUAUUUUAAACAUUUCGUAUGAACACUUGUUUUAAAAUGAUAUGAACCGUAUUUUAUGAAAUAUAGGUCAUGUUUUCUGUAAUCCCAAAUCUGUGUUACUGCAAGAAGAUUUUAUGUCUCUGAUAUUAAGGCCGGCCCAGUAAAGGCUGGGCCCCAUGACGUCUCCUCUAUUGAUCUCAUAUAGUGUAUGCUGAACCAUAUUAUCAUAUCAUCAUAGUAAUGACGCAUAUAGUCAUAGGUUCAGAUAUAUAUUAUGUCUUUGAUACUGAUAUGCCCUCGUGUAAACAGUGUUGUGAAAUGAUUAUGUAUAUGAAAAUGUUUAGUACUUUAUUUUUAAACAAUAAAGUAUAUGUAUAAGAA